AUGGCGUCUUUGCCUUUAGGGUUUCGACGGACGGUGAGAGCCAAAGACUACAGCGCUCCGUCUCAAGACUGCCCUGCUUCCCAAUAUCAUCGAACUCACUGCGGUCCGGGCGCUAUCAUCGACGGUCGUCGCACAAGUAUUGCCGUAAAUCCCCUCCCGCCUCCACUCGAGAUCUUCCACCCCGCUUUCGCCACCUUCAAGCGUCUGUCUCCAGAGCGUAAUCUCUCUGUCCCUGAAGACUUCGUCAGGACAACUGCAAAGCUCGUGCACGCAGGAUCUCACAUCUUCCCUGACGUGUGGGAACCCGAAGACGGAAUUUGUCGGCUUCUCUCCGCUCUGCUCGGCUUCUCUCUCCAGCAACCUUCCGACAAGACGGUCAAGCGAAAACGUCCGGGCUACUUCAUUCCUUCCGCUGUUCCUCCCCCAUUUUCCGGCACCGCUUCGCUAGCUACGAUUGAGCUUGGUACAGAAUCGGGGACUGGCGCUCUCCGCUCGACAUCCGCGCACAUAGCGCAUUGGUGCGAAGUCGAACAAAAGGCGAGCCUUUCCAUUCAGGCCAUCACGAUCCUUAACAGCUGCUUCACGCCCUCCUUCGUGAUCGGCGUCGACGGCCCGCACAUCUCCAUCUCGGGUAUCAUGAUCACGGGCAAGCCCAUCGUACAACACUUGAGAGACAUCUGGCUCUCGCAGGACCACCACCGUGACGGGGAAGUGCUCCUGGAGAACGCGCGGGUCCUCUACGCCCUCAAGCUCGCACUCGAACGCCUGCACACGUUCUACACUGACCUUCCUCUCCCGACGACAGACGCAUAUCGCUUCUUCCCUCUCGCCACUCGGUACUCAGCGCCAGACGGUCGUCCCGUGAACCUUACUUAUAUCGACGUGCUGAAAAAGCCCGGCGAAAGCUCCACCGUGUUUCUCGCGCGCCUGGACGUGCCGGAGCCGCGCCACGUUGUCGUCAAGUUCGCGGAACGGUACGGCGUCCGGGCGCACGAGCUACUCGCGGAGGCCGGCCUGGCGCCUGCCCUGCUCUACCACGGCGCCGUCUGGCCUGGGGAGGACUACCACGGCCACGAGAUGGUCGUCAUGGAGCACGUGGAGGGCGUCCCCGCGUUCGAGCCGGAGUGGCAGAGCGCCGCCGCGCCCGAGGUUGAGCGCGCGAUGAAGAUCCUGUAUGACAACGGGAUGGUUCAUGGAGAUCUGCGCCCGCCGAACAUCUUGCUCUUGCACGGCUGGGAGCAGGGUGUUGAAGGCAGGGUGAGGAUCAUCGACUUUGACUGGGCGGGUCGGGAGGGCGAGGUGCGCUAUCCAGGCCGAUUGUCGAAGCAGGUGUUCCCGGUGGACGGCAUUGACGACCACUCUCCGAUUACUUACGCGCACGACAAAGGGAUGUUAAGUCUGCUCCGCAGAGGCGCUCACCGCCCUUAG
Molecule: messenger RNA, 1428 nt
Organism: Epithele typhae
Lineage: Eukaryota; Fungi; Basidiomycota; Agaricomycetes; Polyporales; Epitheliaceae
Exons: 2
Coding region: 1-1428 (475 amino acids)
Source: RefSeq, a predicted model, not a curated record